AUUCACAAACAGAAAAUGGGUUGUUCCUUUUUUUCGUCCGAUUCUAAUUUUCCCAUGUGGGGUUCGGUUCCUCUGUUUUCAGGUGCAUCAGCCAUUCACGGCAGCAGCGUCGAAUUCUCCGAAACCACCACAACCACCGAGAUCAGAAAGAGUCAGUUUUCCGUGAGAGAAACCAUCUACAGCGAUUGCUCUCCUCUUCCUUGUACCGAUGGCCAAAUUCUGAAAUGGCCUGAGUUAAAGGUGUUCAGUUUUGAGGAGCUGAAAUCUGCCACUGGAAAUUUUAAAUCCAACAGAUUGGUCGGUGAAGGUGGGUUUGACAGAGUUUACAAGGGAUGGUUGGAUGAGAACACCCUCACCCCCGCCAAACCAGGCUCUGGAGUUGAAGUUGCCAUCAAAAUAUUCAACCCGGAAGGUUCUCAAGGAUUUGCACAGUGGCAGUCUGAGGUAAAUGUUUUAGGAAGGCUUUCUCACCCCAACGUGGUCAGGUUAUUGGGAUACUGUUGGGACGAGGAUCAGUUUCUUCUUGUGUUUGAGUUCAUGUCAAAGGGAAGCUUAUCGGGGCAUCUCUUCAUAAGAAAUCAUGAACCACUUUCGUGGAACACCCGGCUUAAAAUAAUUAUUGGUGCAGCCCGGGGAUUAGCUUUCUUGCAUGCCAACGAAAAUAAGGUCAUAUUCAGAGAUUUCAAGACCUCAAAUAUACUUCUCGACGGGAAUUACAAUGCAAAACUAACAGACUUUGGGUUGGCUAAAUUGGGACCAUCUGAGGGACAAUCACAUGUAAAUACCAGUAUCAUUGGCACCUAUGGUUAUGCUGCACCAGAAUAUAUCGCAACAGGGGACUUGUAUGUGAAGAGUGAUGUGUAUGGAUUUGGUGUAGUGCUUCUUGAAAUACUGACAGGCAUGAGGGCACUUGACACAAGAAGGCCAACAGGGCAGCAGAACCUGGUUGAAUGGACCAAGUCCUGUCUCUCUUCCAAAAGAAAGUUGAAAACAAUUAUGGAUUCUAAGAUAGAGGGUCAAUAUUCACCCAAAGCUGCAUUACAAGCAGCACAACUUGCUCUAAAAUGCCUAGUGCAUGAUCCUUAUCAACGUCCUUCAAUGGAAGAAGUUCUUGAGGGAUUGGAAGCUAUUGAAGAUAACCCAAAACCAGAGGUUCCUGAUUGGCGCAAGAUGGGUCUCUGUUUCUCCGGUGCUCCAUCACUCCAUUCCUCUUCACUCAACCGCCCUCACUAUAAUAUCUGUGCCCUUUCUAAACUCAUCCCAAAACAGGAAAUGGGUUCUUCCUUCUUUUCCUCCGAUUUGAAUUUUCCCAUGACGGGUUCGUUUCCUCUGUUUUCAGGUUCACCAGACAUUCACGGCAGCAACGUCGUGGUCCCCGGAACCAACACCACCACCGAGAUCGGAAAGAGUCAGUUUUCCAUGAUAGAAACCAUCUACAGCGAUUACUCUCCUCUUCCUUUUGCCGAUGGCCAAAUUCUGAAAUGGCCCGAGUUGAAGGUCUUCAGUUUAAGGGAGCUGAAAUCUGCCACAGGGAAUUUUAAAUCCGACAGAUUGGUCGGUGAAGGUGGGUUUGGCAGAGUUUACAAGGGAUGGUUGGAUGAGAACACCCUCAUCCCCGCUAAACCAGGCUCUGGAGUUGAAGUUGCCAUCAAAAUGUUCAACCCGGAAAGUUAUCAAGGGUUUGCACAGUGGCAGUCUGAGGUAAAUUUUUUAGGAAGGCUUUCUCACCCCAACGUGAUCAGGUUAUUGGGGUACUGUUGGGACGAGGAUCAUUUUCUUCUUGUGUAUGAGUUCAUGCCAAACGGAAGCCUCGACUGUCAUCUCUUCAAAACAAAUCAUAGCAUGGAGCCACUUUCUUGGAACACCCGGCUUAAAAUAGCUAAGGGUGCAGCUCGGGGAUUAGCUUUCUUGCACGCCACGGAAAAUAAAGUCAUAUUCAGAGAUUUCAAGCCCUCAAAUAUACUUCUCGACGAGAAUUACGAUGCAAAAUUAUCAGAUUUUGGCCUAGCUAAAUUGGGACCAUCUGAGGGACAAUCACAUGUAACUACCAAGGUCUUCGGCACCUAUGGUUAUGCUGCUCCAGAAUAUGUUAUGAGAGGGCAGUUGUUUGUGAAGAGUGAUGUGUAUGGAUUUGGUGUGGUCCUUCUUGAAAUACUUACAGGCAUGAGGGCAGUUGACAAAAGAAGGCCAACGAGGCAGCAGAAGCUGGUUGAAUGGACAAAACCUUGUCUCUCUUCCGAAAAGAAGUUGAAUAGCAUAAUUGAUUGUAGGAUAAAGGGUCAAAUAUCACCCAUGGCUGCAUUAGAAUCAGCACAACUUAUUAUGAAAUGCCUAGAGCAUGACCCUGAACAACGUCCUUCAAUGAAAGAAGUUUUUGAGGGAUUGGAAGCCAUUGAAGAUAACCAUUGAAGAUAACCCAACUUAUAUUUGUAAUUUUUUGUGUUUCUUAAUUUUUUCUAAAUUGGUUUCGAGUUUAAAAGACAAAAUAUUCUUUAUUUUAAAAAAAAAAUCAAAUG
This is a messenger RNA of Vigna umbellata (rice bean), 2516 nucleotides long. RefSeq names its product putative serine/threonine-protein kinase PIX13. The record is from RefSeq and is a predicted model, not a curated record. Gene Ontology annotation, biological process: protein phosphorylation. Gene Ontology annotation, molecular function: protein kinase activity; ATP binding. Lineage: Eukaryota; Viridiplantae; Streptophyta; Magnoliopsida; Fabales; Fabaceae.